Brassica napus (rape) is the source of this 1359-nucleotide messenger RNA. Its product is annotated as AT-hook motif nuclear-localized protein 7. The record is from RefSeq and is a predicted model, not a curated record. The transcript is spliced from 5 exons. NCBI's taxonomy places the organism in Eukaryota, Viridiplantae, Streptophyta, Magnoliopsida, Brassicales, Brassicaceae. Bases 180 to 1130 code for a protein of 316 amino acids. Gene Ontology annotation, molecular function: minor groove of adenine-thymine-rich DNA binding.
UUAUGAAGAGAAGCACCAACUUCGAAAAUGAAACUGCUGAGAUCUUAUACCAUCUGAAUCCAUCGUUAUCUUGUAGUGGCUAUAAAUUUUGGUUUCCUUGUCAUUUGUACUAGUUUCUCUUGUGGCUGGCUGAGUUGAUUUCACAGAGAAGAAAAAAAAGGAAAGAAUUUUUUUUGAAAAUGGAAACAAGCGAUAAAAUCAGCUUCGGAGUGACUGUGAUAGGAGCAGAAGGUCCAUCUACGUUUCAUAUGGCCCCGAGACCAUCUGAUGAGAGCCCUAACCAGUUUCUUGGCUCAUCUCUGGCUCCCAUGGAAGCUCCAAUGGCUAGUGCAAGCUCGGGGGAUGCCUUGGGGAAGAAGAAGAGGGGCAGACCUCGUAAAUAUGAAGCUAAUGGAGCUCUUUUGCCCAUGCAAAUUUGUUCAUCGGCUCCUCUUGUUAAGAAGAAACGUGGAAGAGGCAAGCUUAAUGGUUUAGAUAUGAAGAUGCAUAAGCGUAUGGGAUUCCAUACUUCUGGUGAAAGGUUUGGGGUUGGUGUUGGAUCAAAUUUCACGCCACAUAUAAUCACAGUGAAUGCUGGUGAGGAUAUUAACAUGAGAGUCAUCUCGUUUUCACAACAAGGACCAAAAGCUAUUUGUAUUUUAUCAGCAAAUGGAGUUAUUUCAAACGUCACUCUUCGCCACCCCGAUUCCUGCGGUGGUACUCUUACCUACGAGGGUCGGUUUGAGAUACUGUCGCUGUCUGGUACUUUUAUGGAAACAGAGAAUCAAGGUUCAAGAGGCCGGUCUGGUGGCAUGAGUGUCUCUUUGGCGGGUCCUGAUGGUCGUGUUGUUGGUGGCGGCGUGGCUGGCCUGCUCAUUGCAGCCACUCCUAUUCAGGUUGUUGUUGGCAGUUUUGUAACGGGUGAUCAGCAAGAACUUAAGAAACCACCAAGGAAGCAACGAGUCGAACAUACUACCUCAUCAACGGUCAUGGCAUUGCCUCCUCCUCCUCCAGCUUCCGCCUUCUCAUCGUCAAACCCAGAGAGAGAGCAGCCACUUCCAUCUUCACUCGACAUUUCGAGCUGGAAUAACGGAGAGGACAACCUGAGAAGCUCAGACACUGACAUCAACGCAUCUUUACCGGCCCACUGAGUUUCCCAGAGCUGAUCAGGGGUAAAAAAAUUAGGUUUCCGGACUAACUCUGUACCGUACAAUCUUUAGAAGAAGGGUGGUUGAAGCCGAAUGUUACUGUACGCCUUUCUUGUACGCCAAGUUAAUCAUCUGUCCUUUAGUAAACAACCUGACCUGAGCUUCUUCUAUUUAUUGUAAUAGAACCUGCCAGUUUCCGUUGAAUUUUAUUCCCUUUUUUAGUUGCGGAUGA